AUGGCGGCGCCCGUGGACCUGGAGCUGAAGAAGGUAGAACUGCAGGCCAAGGUGAUAGACACGCAGCAGAAGGUGAAGCUGGCCGACAUCCAGAUCGAGCAGCUCAGCAAGACGAAGAAGCACGCCCACCUCACCGACACGGAGGUCAUGAUGCUGGUGGACGAGACCCGCAUGUACGAGGGUGUGGGGAGGAUGUUUAUUCUUCAGUCUAAAGGAGUGAUUCAUAAUCAGCUCUUAGAAAAACAGAGAAUAGCCGAAGAGAAAAUUAAGGAAUUAGAGCAGAAGAAGUCGUACCUGGAGCGGAGUGUGAAGGAAGCAGAAGAUAACAUCCGGGAAAUGCUGAUGGCCCGAAGGGCACAGUAGCCCCUGAGCUCAUCUCCUCUGCCUGCCCCCUCC
Messenger RNA from Antrostomus carolinensis (chuck-will's-widow), 396 nucleotides. RefSeq names its product prefoldin subunit 1 (gene PFDN1). Gene Ontology annotation, molecular function: protein folding chaperone. Gene Ontology annotation, cellular component: prefoldin complex; cytoplasm. The record is from RefSeq and is a predicted model, not a curated record. Gene Ontology annotation, biological process: protein folding. The coding region runs from base 1 to 363 and encodes 120 amino acids. Lineage: Eukaryota; Metazoa; Chordata; Aves; Caprimulgiformes; Caprimulgidae. The transcript is spliced from 5 exons.